CUUCCCUCAGAGCUGUUCUCGCCGCCCGUGAGGCUGAACCGCGCCAUGGCUGCUGCGUUCCGGCCCCUCCGCGCCCUCAGCCGCGCCCCGCUGGAGCCCCGCGCCCGCCGCCUGCACCUCAGCGCCGCCCGAGGGGACGCCGUGGUGAUCUCGGGGAGGAAGCUGGCCCGGCAGAUCCGGCAGGAAGCGCGGCACGAGGUGCAGCAGUGGGUGGCUGCUGGGAACAGGCGGCCCCACCUCAGCGUGGUGCUGGUGGGGGAGAACCCGGCCAGCCACUCCUACGUCCUCAACAAAACCAAAGCGGCCGCUGAUGUGGGGAUCAGCAGCGAGACCAUCGUGAGGCCGGCCUCCAUCAGCGAGGAGGAGCUGCUGGAGCUGAUCUCCAAACUCAACAACGACGCGGCCGUGGACGGGCUGCUGGUGCAGCUCCCCCUGCCCGAUCACAUCGACGAGCGCAGGGUCUGCAACGCCGUGAGCCCGCACAAGGACGUGGACGGGUUCCACGUGCUCAACGUGGGCAGGAUGUGCCUGGACCAGGACUCCAUGCUGCCUGCCACGCCCUGGGGCGUCUGGGAGAUCAUCCAGAGAACAGGGAUCCCGACGCUGGGCAGGAACGUGGUGGUGGCGGGCAGGUCCAAGAACGUGGGGAUGCCGAUCGCCAUGCUGCUGCACACCGACGGCAGCCACGAGCGCCCCGGAGGUGACGCCACGGUGACAAUCUCGCACCGCUACACGCCCAAGGAGCAGCUGAAACAGCACACGAUCCGUGCUGACAUCGUGGUGGCAGCCGCAGGCAUCCCCAACCUGAUCACGGCCGACAUGAUCAAGGAGGGCGCCGCCGUCAUCGACGUGGGCAUCACCAGGGUGCAGGACCCCGUCACGGCCAAGCCCCGCCUGGUGGGGGACGUGGAUUUCGAAGGGGUGAGGAAGAAGGCGAGUUACAUCACGCCGGUGCCCGGCGGCGUGGGGCCCAUGACCGUGGCCAUGCUGAUGAAGAACACCAUCAUCGCUGCCAAGAAACUGCUGAAACCCAAAGAGCUCGAGGCUCUGCCGGCCUAGCCAGGCCUGGCCUGGGAGCUGGGCCUAACCGGGGCCCUGGGAGCCAGGCCUAGCCUGGGAGCUGGGCCUAGCCAGGGCCCCUGGGAGCCAGGCCUAGCCUGGGAGCUGGGCCUAGCCUGGGGCCCUGGGAGCCAGGCCUAGCCAGGGCCCCUGGGAGCCAGGCCUAGCCUGGGAGCUGGGCCUAACCAGGGUCCCUGGGAGCCGGGCCUAGCCAGGCCUAGUCUGGGAGCUGGGCCUAACCAGGGCCCCUGGGAGCCAGGCCUGGCCUGGGAGCUGGGCCUAACCAGGGUCCCUGGGAGCCAGGCCUAGCCUGGGAGCUGGGCCUAACCAGGGUCCCUGGGAGCCAGGCCUAGCCUGGGAGCUGGGCCUAGCCAGGGCCCCUGGGAGCCGGGCCUAGCCAGGCCUAGUCUGGGAGCCAGGGCCCCCUGGGAGCUGGGCCUAGCCAGGGCCUGUCCAGUCCAUGACAUUCCAGACUGACUCCCAAACAGGCCGAUAGAAAAUGCAAUAUUUUUUAUUUAUUGUCUCGCACGUGGGGCUUUUCCCCACUCAGAGGUCACAGGUAUUUAUUGGAAGUGUGGCUGAGCUGGGAAUAUCCAGACUCCUCCUGCUUCGUGUUUGAGCUGGGAUUAUCCAAGCCCCUCCUGCUUCGUGUUUGAGCUGGGAUUAUCCACACUCCUGCUUUGUCUUGAAUCCCAGAUUAUCCACACUCCUGCUUUGUGUUUGAGCUGGGAUUAUCCACACUCCUGGUUUGUGUUUGAGCCAGGAUUAUCCACACUCCUGGUUUGUGUUUGAGCCAGGAUUAUCCACACUCCUGCUUUGUGUUUGAGCCAGGAUUAUCCACACUCCUGGUUUAUGUUUAAACUGGGAUUAUCCUGGUUUGUGUUUGAGCUGGGAUUAUCCACCCUCCUGCUUUGUCUUGAAUCCCGGAUUAUGCACACUCCUGCUUUGUCUUGAAUCCCGGAUUAUCCACACUCCUGCUUUGUCUUGAAUCCCGGAUUAUGCACACUCCUGGUUUGUGUUUAAACUGGGAUUAUCCCCACUCCUGAGCCAGCCCUGCUCCUGCAGGAGCUGCUUGGGAUCCUGGCAAUUCCAGCAAUUCCAGCAAUCCCGUGGGAUGCCCCCCUCGCUGGCUCUGUUCUCCAAGUCCUGGCAUCCCCAGUUUCCCCCUCAGUGCUGGAUGUUUAGUUCAAGCUCUUCUUUAGAGGAAUUACUUGAAAAACAAAUUAAAAUUAAAGCCAUAUUUGUGUCCUGGGCCUGUGCAGGCCCUGGGCUGGUGUAACAUGUUCUAGAGUGCAGCUAGGCUGGGCUUUUUUUGCUCUUUGGAUGGUGAAUUUUUUAAAAGCCUUUUUUUUUUCUAACCAAAGAACACCGCGGGGCUGGGGGGAGGUUUCCUGCACCGUGUUGUAAAGUGUGAGUGCUCAGUGAGUAGCGCAGGCUGGCUAAAUAAAGUGUGAGAAGACAAAACAGAA
Molecule: messenger RNA, 2528 nt
Organism: Prinia subflava (tawny-flanked prinia)
Lineage: Eukaryota; Metazoa; Chordata; Aves; Passeriformes; Cisticolidae
Gene: MTHFD2
Product: methylenetetrahydrofolate dehydrogenase (NADP+ dependent) 2, methenyltetrahydrofolate cyclohydrolase
Exons: 8
Coding region: 46-1059 (337 amino acids)
Biological process (GO): tetrahydrofolate interconversion
Cellular component (GO): mitochondrion
Molecular function (GO): methylenetetrahydrofolate dehydrogenase (NAD+) activity; methenyltetrahydrofolate cyclohydrolase activity; methylenetetrahydrofolate dehydrogenase (NADP+) activity
Source: RefSeq, a predicted model, not a curated record